Corticium candelabrum is the source of this 828-nucleotide messenger RNA. RefSeq lists its product as uncharacterized. The transcript has a single exon. The record is from RefSeq and is a predicted model, not a curated record. Lineage: Eukaryota; Metazoa; Porifera; Homoscleromorpha; Homosclerophorida; Plakinidae. Bases 118 to 648 code for a protein of 176 amino acids.
UGCGUGGUUUGAAACCGUGAGCGGAAAUCCGUCAUUCUCUCGUAGUCGACCUUCUUAGUAAGGAGUGAGUUGCCAUCCGCAUCAUUGUUCUCUUGAGCGGCGGUCUGUUGUGUGAGUAUGGCGCGUUAUAUCGACCACCUUGCGAGUAUCGACGUUAGAUUAGUUUGUAUUGACUUCGACCAGACACUCGUCGACGUGCACACGGAGGGUAAAUGGACGGACACGGCCGAUAAGCUCGCCAAACGAGUGCGACCGCGUCUCAAAGAACUGAUAGAGGAUGGUUUGAAAAGGGACUUCAAGUUGGCCAUCGUAACUCAAUCCAGUCAGACUGACUUGAUUCGUAAAGUUCUCAAGAAAUGCGUGAAGCAGGACACGAGCAAGAUAAUUAUCCGCGGCCAGGACAAGACGUGGGACAAGAUAGAGGGCGUUGCGCGAGGAGGAAAGCAGCAACACAUCGCGUCGGUCAUGAAGGAACUUGAAGGCAAUCGUCACCUGGCGCUAGAGCCUAGACAAGUUCUUCUUAUCGACGACGACUCGUACAAUACAGGAGUAGCCAUGUGUUUCGGUAUGAGAGCGCUGACGUUCGAAAACGAGGAAUGCUUGGGAAAGAUAUUGAAAUUAGUCAAAGAACAGGCGUCUGCCGACUAGGCUCGAGCUCUAGAGUUUUAUUGCGUGUCUGAUGCAUUAGUGAGUGAGUGACCUUGAUGUGGUUGCUUAGUCUACAUACCGGUGGGUAGCGUUGUAGUGACUCUGUAAGAGACAGUAUGUGUCCGCUUGGGAUUCUGUACAUAAUCAUUCCGGAAUUAAUUAAUAAAACAGUGUUACAGG